Sycon ciliatum is the source of this 2104-nucleotide messenger RNA. RefSeq lists its product as uncharacterized. NCBI's taxonomy places the organism in Eukaryota, Metazoa, Porifera, Calcarea, Leucosolenida, Sycettidae. The coding region runs from base 500 to 1591 and encodes 363 amino acids. The transcript is spliced from 9 exons. The record is from RefSeq and is a predicted model, not a curated record.
GCUACCUGCGCUUCAUUUGUGAACCGGUUGCGAUCAUUUUCUCAAACUAUUUUCUUCAAACACUUGUUUGGCGGUCUAGCUCAAGUAGCUGGCGAGGAAAGACUAAUAAUAUUUGUAUUUAGUGAUACUAGAGCAGCUCGUAGAGCCAGACGAUUGCUGUGCAUGUCGCAGGUGUCAGCAGGUCCGUGGCGGCGGUCUGCAGAGCGACGAUGACAAUAAUUAUUUGUUGGGAUCUUAGUGUUGAAGUCGACAGCGAAGCUGAAUCGCCCCCGUCCUCACCAGUACCGAAGAGGCACAAGUUGUGGGCGAGUACAUUAGGCGACGAUCUGCCUUACGGCGUUACGUGCCGUUCAGCUCUCAUGAGUGGUCUGACGCAGUCUCGGAAGCGCAGUUUACGAUCAAAUGUGUCACCGCCAGAUUCGAAAGAGUAUGCAAGGGCAACGCCGCCCAGAGCAUCGUGGUGCUUUCCAGGAAGAACUUGGUCUCUGACUUGGAACUGAUGUCGUUGACAUGCUCAAGGCAAGACCCAGUCAAGAGAUCUCGUACCAGCGCGGCCCGUGCAUCAGGGCAACUGGCAACGCAGGGGAACAAAAUCAUGGCCUCUUCAGGACUUUGCUUCGGUAUCCUGAUGGGCUGCUUGCUUCUCUUCAGUCCCCUGUUGCUGAUUGGCUGCAAUGGUCAACCUGUCAGUUUAAUUGCAGAUGGUACAGGACAGCACCCACCAUACACAGUGACAUUUGGUGAUGGACAACCUACAGCCGAUGUUAUCAGUUACUUACCUGGAUGUGUUGUGCUCAGUGGAUCAGGGCCAUGGAUUCGACUGGAGAAGACUGAUGGUAGUCUAGUGUUGGGUGAGACAGGUGCCUUCUCAGGACUUACUAGUGCAACGGUGAACAGCACAGCACAUCCGAUACUGGACACGUCAUACACUGGCCUGUACCAUUGCAGAACAGUGGAUCACAACUCUCGCCAGACAUAUCAACUCAACAUUGUAGAACUGUGCCCUGAUCUAGUAUCAGCGCACUUCAAUUACCAACCCAUAGCAAGUUUCAGCAGGGCGAUUGGUACGCAUAUCGAAAUCAUGUGCCAAGGAGGGUAUCUUCCGAGCAAUGGUCUGGCUAUCACCAACUCUAUAUGCCAGAUUGGCGGAGUCUGGUACCCAAGUCCACCAGGAUGUGAAAAAGUCUCACCAACAAGUCCCGAUACUGACGUCACAGCAACGCCUAAAGCAACAUCAUUGAUACAGCCCGCAGAAUUGACAGCAACGGUGAGCUCUGCAUCAUCUGAACCAAGAGUAAACUCCAAUGCUGAUAAUUCCACAGCGGAAGGCUUGCCGCUUGGCACAGCCAUUGGUAUUGGAAGUGUGUGUAGUGUCAUCGGAGUAGCUGUGUCAUCAUGGUGCAUCUCUUUACUGAGGAGACAUUGCAGAGAAAAGGCCGGCGACGCCAGCAGCAGUGCAUCAGCAGCAGCCGGUAGCAGUGCACCAGCAGCAGCCGGCAGCAGUGGACCUGACGCUAAAAACAGUAAUGUCAUUUUGAUUGGCAAUAUCAGGAUCGAGCAGAGCUGUAUUAGCGACAGUACACACGGAUGACCGGAGCACAUGGAUUUGAGAUCCCAACAGCAUUGAUGUGGCCUCGGGCAAGCAUGUCAUAAACUAGGCCACGGUUCUUCUCGCUGACGUGCUCACCUGUACAAGACUUCUUCAUCGUAACUGGAAGGUUUACUGGUAUCGCCAUGCUGCCCUGUGUCUGUGCAUCAUGACUAUCAGCCUACGCACGCGCACACAAACACACACACACACACACACACGAACACACAUGCGCCUGCACGCACCCACCCACACACGAACACACACGCGCCUGCACGCACCCACCCACACACCCUCGAACACACACACGCACGCGCACACAUAAACAUGCACGAACACACAUGUGCGCGCACGCACAUACACUCGCAUGCGGCCACAAACACCCACCCACGCGCGUGUUGCGUGCUAUUCUCCCCACUGUUAAUGUUGCUGUGCAUAAUUGAGCGUCGCAGCUUCCGAAGUACCUGUGCAAAUUCUUCGGCAGGUGAUGCUCAAUCCGCACGUAGUUCGACACAC